AUGUCAAGACCUCUCGCACAAGUCACACACUUUUUAUCUGAUGCUGGAUGGCCAAAUGACUACACUCAGACAGAUGCACAUCAGGCCAAUGGUGAACAAGAGACUACAAAUGGGACCAACUUGGUAAAAUACAUUUCAGAUGAAUCGUAUGAUCAGGACUAUAGUCAUUCACCUACCUUUUACGCCCAACACCAACAACCUGCAGGCGCCUCGAAUUUGUCGCCAGCUCCAACAAUCAACCGAACCUAUCCCCGCACUGAAAGGACGUCAAGCGGACAGGUAGUGAUUCUGAUGGGGGAAGAGACGGGACGAGAUGACGACAUAAUUUGUAUCCAGGCCAGUGAAUUGAAUGAUCCAUUCUGGACGCCGUCGCCGGAGGACUUCCGUGAAAAUGGGUCUGAAGUCCAUUUCCCCGCAAGAGGUCGAUGUACAUCAUGUGGUCAAGGCGGGCGGGCUAUCCUCAAAAGGUGUUCUCGCAGUUGUGCUACUCUUGCCCACUCCACUUCCCGCUGGGAAAAGACUGGCCAGUUGUAG
Molecule: messenger RNA, 534 nt
Organism: Tremella mesenterica DSM 1558
Lineage: Eukaryota; Fungi; Basidiomycota; Tremellomycetes; Tremellales; Tremellaceae
Exons: 4
Coding region: 1-534 (177 amino acids)
Source: RefSeq, a predicted model, not a curated record